AUGAUCUCCUGGACGCCAACCCGCAUCCCAACAUUCGUGGUCGUCGGUGUCCUGGUCACAAUUGUCGCGAUAGCCGCCAUGAGAGCCGCCAGGCAAGACAGCUCGUCCCUCGUCUCGAAACUCAAAAAUCCUCAGUGUCAAAGCGGCUCUCUUCUUUGCUGCAAGCACAUCGCGAGCGGUCAGGACGAGCUGAAGGUUGUCACCGGUCUCCUCAAACUGCUUAACUCCACGGUCGAGUUAGACGGCUCUGCCCACGUCGGGACGCAGUGCAAGUUGAUGGCCAGCCAUGAUCGGUGUGUUGGAAAGACAAUUUGCUGCGACACCAUCCACCAGGAUGGCCAAAUCGUCACAGGAUGUCAAGAGCCUGUUGAGAAUGUAGAUUAA
Cyclocybe aegerita is the source of this 384-nucleotide messenger RNA. NCBI's taxonomy places the organism in Eukaryota, Fungi, Basidiomycota, Agaricomycetes, Agaricales, Hemipholiotaceae. The record is from the annotation of a GenBank genome assembly.